CCCUGCCCCUGCCCAGCCCCAGAGCCGCGCAUUGGGCCGGGGCGGCGGGAGUGUGUGUGUGUGGGGACCCGUCCUCCCGUCAGUCCGCCCACCCGUCCGUCCGUGUUUGUUUUCACGGCGGAAAGGCUGGGACCGGAAUGGCGCGGGCUGGCUGCGGCUCUCCCGCACUCGCGGGUGCGCGCCGCGCCUGAGCACCCGCGUUGGCCCGCCCCUCCUUCGGGAGCUGCGGGACGGGCUCGUCUUCCUUCGGGCUUCCUCCCCGGCGGGUCCCGGUGCCUGCGGCGGGGUCGGUGCGGGCCCGCCGAGGGCAGGCGCGGUGAGCUGUGCUGGGGCCGGGUUCCUUGGCCGCGACCCGUGUCCCGGGGCUGCGGUGCAGUGUCCUUGGGCGGGGAGGGAGCGGUGGAGCAAACGAGGGCUUUCUGGUUUCCUUCGCCGUCAGCAGUGGGCUUCCAGUCUUAAGCUAUGACUGCAGUGACUCUGCAAGAUCGAUGCCUUCUGCUGUAAGGACAUAACUUCCAGAGAGGACAGACAUUCCUGAAGAUGUGUGGCUCAAACUGCUUCCAACUGUCUGAACAUUUGUUAUUUAACUGAUGAAGCUUUCCUACCAUUUGCUUUCCUCCUGAAGCCUUCAUCUAUUGAAGGAUCAGAAUUGGGUAUACUAUGGAAUCAAGACCAGCUAAAACAUGAGAAGAUCUAUUCAAGAUGAUCCAGCCAGAAGAUUUUUCACUUUAUAGAAAUAUUAUUUUUGUUUAAUAUGUAAUAUAAUUAGACAAAGCCAAAUUCAGUUACUUUUCCUGAAAUUAGGACGUGCCUGUGGCCUUCAUCAGAAAUGUUUCUAACAUUUUCAAGAAAAAAUAUGUCCCAAAAACUGAGUAUGUUUUUACUAAUCUUUGGAAUCAUUUGGGGUUUGAUGUUGCUACGCUACACUUUUCAGUAUCCAAGACGCCAAAGCAGUGCUGAGUUGCGUGGACAGAUAUUAGAUCUCAGUAAAAGAUAUGUCAAAGCACUGGCAGAAGAAAAUAAAAACCUGAUGAAUGGUGGUGGUGGAGCCUCUAUGUCAGGAUAUGCUGAUCUUAAGAGAACAAUUGCUGUUCUUCUGGAUGACAUCUUACAACGCCUGGUGAAACUGGAAAACAAGGUUGAUUACAUUGUUGUGAAUGGCUCAGCAACAAAUACCACUAAUGGAACUAACCAUCAGGUGCCAGUGACUUCAAACAAACGUGCAAAGCCAGCAAGCAACAUCAGAUAGCAGACAGGCCCGCUUUGUGUUGCUACACCAUUGAUGGAUAAUAUUUAAGAUAAGCUUUUUGUCUCUGGCUAGGGCAAAGCAGUAGUUGACUCUAAAGCAAGCAUAAACUAUUGUAUUCUACAACGUGCUUGGAUCUGUGUAGGCCUAACAUGUGCUUAGGUUCCCAAAGCAUUAUUUCAUUGCCUCUGAGCAGUGCUUCUGAAGUGAUCUUUGUUGUCUCUAAAGAUAUUUUGAUAUGAUUUGAUGUAGUAGGCCAUUGGAUAAUAACAAUACGUGGAAAGCAAUGGGAAACUUAUAGGUAGGUUUCUAAAUAUAUUUAUUUAAGUAUGACUAUAACGUAUCUUUUGGAUAGGUGAGCAGUAUUGUAGUUUAUUCAUUUUUUGUGAUCUGCAUUAAGCCAAGGUAACUGAGGAAAAUGUGUUGCUAAACAGAUGUUAGAAAAUGUGUACACUUAAAAUAUUUUCUUACUUAUUUACUAAAACAAUAUUAAAUUGAGGAUAGCGUUGGUGGUAAUAUUUUAAAAUUGUGACCCAAAGAAUGUCUUUAUUUGCACUAUCUGUCAGAAUAGUUAAAGAGAAUUUACUGUAUAUUUAAGAAAAUUUAUUAUAAUAGGAAAACAUUCUAGGUAGUAACACUGUCCAGGUUUAUCUUUAUGCCAGAGAUAGGGCAGUUAGAUUAUCAAAAGCAAAUCAUCGUCUGUGAUAUCUUAGAUGAUUAUUUCUUAAAAAGAUAUUUAAGUGUAUGUAUUUUGUAAUUGCAGAUAAAAUUAUUUAAGUGAUGGAAAUAAGUUUUGAAUAUGUGAAUAUAGUUUAUUUUUAAACAUUGCUGUUUGUUUUAACAUUUUAAUGCCUUGUAGUUUGAGUUUAGUAUAGCACACCGUCUGCCUGAAUUGCUUUCUUGAUCGGAAGGAAAAGCAAUGAAGGGAAUCAAGGCAUCUCUGCAUUUUACAGGGGUGUGUGUACUAAGGGUGUCUAAUCAUGGAAUAUUUGAGAGCUAAGAUCAUGUUUGCCUUAUGUCUAAGUCAGCCUUACAGCAAAGUGAAUUGCAUGCAGUGUUGGGUGCACUGUAUCUCAAAUGUUACUGAAAUCAUAUUGAAGUGCCACUGAACCUGUUUUUUAAACUGUACUGAAUGUUUGGUGGGGACAGAAUGUUCAGGGACUUUUGCCAAAAGUGUCCUGUAAGUGAGGUUUUGGGGAUGAGUAAAACCAGAGGCACGGGGUGAUACACCAGGCAAAGUUAUGUGUUUUUCUCCUUUCUUCUGUUUCCCUGCUUAUAUUCUCAAUGGUUAUAAAGGAAAAUACAAUUGCAAUCUCAAUUAGUACUUAGUAUCCAGAUGAUUUUUUUUGUCACAUUGUGUGUAAACAUGUCCUCACUUCAAUGCAGAAAGAGAAAAAUAAAUUUUUAAUUGUACUUGUAAA
Molecule: messenger RNA, 2667 nt
Organism: Pyrgilauda ruficollis (rufous-necked snowfinch)
Lineage: Eukaryota; Metazoa; Chordata; Aves; Passeriformes; Passeridae
Gene: CCDC126
Product: coiled-coil domain containing 126
Exons: 4
Coding region: 830-1249 (139 amino acids)
Source: RefSeq, a predicted model, not a curated record